Morone saxatilis (striped sea-bass) is the source of this 5020-nucleotide messenger RNA. RefSeq names its product rho GTPase-activating protein 20-like. Gene Ontology annotation, biological process: signal transduction; regulation of Rho protein signal transduction. The record is from RefSeq and is a predicted model, not a curated record. Lineage: Eukaryota; Metazoa; Chordata; Actinopteri; Moronidae. Gene Ontology annotation, molecular function: GTPase activator activity.
GCAUGAAGAGGAGCGGAGAAGGAUAGAGGAGGAGAUGAUGAGACACAGAGAACAGGACAACCUGAGACGCCACCCAGACGGCUUCAAACCAAACUACCUGGAUAAUGUUUCCGGCUCCCUGCUUGCACACUCAGAAGUUUUUUUCGGCGACUUCUAUCGAGCUUGUGUUGAGAUGGUUUCUGUCCUCCGGAGACGGAGGUUAUUAAUGGGAUUUCUCUCUCCGCCGCAUCACCUGAGGACAGUCGGGCAGUGAGCCGUCGGGCGUCUGGAGGCUGGAUGGACAACAUGUCUCCACAACAGCAACAGGACAGCCUCGGCCGAGGCGGCGGGCAGCAGGAGACCAAGCGGCGGACGAAGUCUCAGAAUUAUCGGCGCCAGUCCGCCCCGUCUCUGGUCAUCACCAAGGCUCUCACCAGGUCCAAGACCCUCUCCAGAGAGAGCUUCCUGUUUCCUGUGUGCCCAGAGACCUGCCCAUUGGUCCAGUCCUACCUCACGGGCUCUGAUAGGUCCUUCCUUCUCCACGGACAUGCUCAGUUGAAGACCGGGAUGCAGAGCCAGGACAGACACCUCUUCCUGUUCACUGACAUACUGGUGAUUGCCAAAGCCAAAUCAGCCAACCACUUCAAGCACAAGGCCCAGGUGUGUGUGUGUGAGAUGUGGACGGCAGGCUGCACGGACGAGGUGUGUGAGGGAAGCACAAACCCAGAGAGGAGCUUCCUCCGCAGAACAGAAAGAGAAAUGGCUCUCGGUCCUCAAAAGACCAAGACGCUCCCCGUCAGCAACUCGGAUUCAACCAAUGAGGUGGUCCGACUGGCCUUGCAGCAGUUCAGCAUUAUAGGAAAUGUGAAAGACUUCCAGCUGUGGGUCAUCUCCAAGAGGGAAAACGCCCCCUAUCCUCUUAUCGGUCAUGAGUUUCCCUUCAGUAUCCAGAUGAGUCAUGUGAGACACACGAUGUCUCAGGGUGGCGGCGGCGGCGGCGUGGCGGCGGUUGGCCUGGACGCCGCGGUACCUCCUGCAGACAGACAGAGGGCGAUGCAGGUGGAGCAGCUGCAGGUGUACAAGCAGUGCCAGUUCAUCCUGAAGCCUCGACCCGUUGAAACACUGCAUCUGUCUGCAGAUUUUUCUCAGAAGUCGUUUAAAAGGAGGCGUUCUCUCAUCACCUGGGCCUUCUGGCGCGGCUCGUCUUCUCACCUGAAUGAACUGUCCCUGACCGGGGCGGCUCGAGGCUGCCUGUUCAGCCAGCCGCUCAGCUGUGUUUGUGUAGAGGACGCGCUGCCAAAGCCCGUCAUGGACAUGCUGGUGUUUCUGUACCACGAGGGUUCGUGGACGCGGGGGAUCUUCCGUCGGCCGGCGGGGGCUCGGGCCGUCAGGGAGCUGCGGGACACUCUGGACGGCGGAGAGUUUCAUCUUCCUCUGACAAGAGAUCACGUCUUUAUCAUAGCCGGGGUCUUUAAGGACUUCUUGCGCAGCAUCCCAGGCAGCUUGUUGUGUUGUGAGAUGUACGAAGAAUGGAUGGACGUGCUGGAAGAAGAGGAUGAGGAGGAAGAACAAGUGCAGGACGUAAAGAGGAUGAUUGGUCGCCUGCCCAAAGAAAACGCCCUGCUGCUACGCUACCUCUUGGCCAUGCUGCACGGUAUCCAGGGCAACGCCCAGGAGAACCAGAUGACAAGUUUCAAUUUAUCAGUGUGCAUCGCUCCCAGCAUGCUUUGGCCUCCUGGAGCGCCUUGUAGCCCUGAGGUGGAGGGAGAAGGAGCCAAGAAGGUUUGUGAGCUGGUGAAGUUUAUGAUUGAACACUGUCAGCAGAUUCUGGGAGAGGAUCCGUCCUCCGUGUUCGGAGGACCGCCACAAAGACUGAACACUGACGAGAUGGGAUCAGACUCCUGGAUUUACCCUCUGACCGACUCGUCCUACGACAGUGUCGAGAAUGAGUUGGACAACAGCAGCGGUGGGUCGCCGGGCUUCUGCAGCAGAAGACAGUUUCGAUCCAAACCGCUACAAGGCAGCCUGGACUCCAUCCUCACGUUCAGCGACUACGAGCAAGACACGGACCCAGACGUACACCGGACCCAAACUGACAGCCCGCAUGGUCUGAAGUUACACCCACUGGGGAGAACCAGGGGCAGGAGACAGGACCCAGACCUCUCCAGCCCCAGCCAGGACGCAGCGACUGUCGACGCCUCCUCCACCCUCGACCUGCCCUCCCUGGACGGUCGGCACAGACAGCGGCGGCGCUCGGAGCCGGCUAUAGCGUACCUGGCCAAGUUUGGGCCGUGCGCUUCAGGGAGCACUGGUGAGGAUGAAGAUGGUGAAGAAGAGCUUUCCCAGAAGCCUAGCAGCCACUCGCACUCCAGCGGUGAGACCGCGUUAAACCUGCUCAGUGUGAGGUCAGCGGCUCUGGAAGCGAGCUCCUCCAGCCUCUCGUCUACCCCAACCUCCCCUGCACCAACCGGCUCCUCCCUGAACUCUCUGGACUCCCUGCACUCCCUGCACUCCCCCAUCAGUGACCACGCCUGGGCGACCAGGCGGGAGCUCAACCCAACCAAGACACCCCCGCCCUCCAACUCUUCCUCUUUAUCUGUCCCCUCCUCCACCGUAAGCUCUGCUCUGACCUCCGGUGGACUUCCAGACCCGGGGACUUGUCCAAAAGGCUCCCCACCCAAAGAACCACUUAACUGGGGGACCUUGAAAGGCUGCAGGGGCCUCCACCCAAACUCCUGGCUGAAGAAAGGGCGCAGGCUGUCACUAACCCAACAAGACAACUUGGAGAAAGAGGAAGAGGACAAGACUGGGGGAGGACCCACUGAGAAGUCGCUCACACUUGGAAAACUCGUCCCGGAGAAAGGAAAAGCGGGCGGAGGAGGGAAACCGACCUCCAGCAGCCAACCCAAGCCCAAAACCUCCUGCAGAACCUCAAAGGAUGCAGAAGGAAGAGGGAGGCCUGGCCAGGAGGCCCACAAGCCCAGACAUCUUAAACAGGACUCAUCCAGCCCCCCUUCUCACCACCGCUCUACAGGCAGCCUCCAACUUCCCAAAUCCCCCUGGUUCCACUCCUCAGACUCCCCGUCGAGCGCAGUGAAGCAGCAGUCGCCAUCUUUGUUUUACAAGCAGAGCGGGCCGUCCCUGUCCCUCUUCAAGCAAAGCAAGUCUCACUCCGUGGAGGAGGAAUGCAAGCCCAGGCUCUUCCAGCGCCGGGGGUCGGAACCCGAGCGGCAGGUCGUAGAGCGAGCCGCCACCCUCACACGGGCCAGGCUGCCCAGCGACCCAGGACUGAAGGUUAGCGAGGUGGACUCACAGGGAGGGACGCCAGAGGGCCGGUUCUGCCUCUCCCCGUAUGCCACCAAAGCCGUGAGAGACUACUUCUCCUCUCACCCGCGCAGUAACCCUCAGAGCAGCCAGCAGGUGGCGCUCGCCCUGGUGGAGAGCCGCAGGGAGUGGCUGAGGAGAUGCAGCGAUCCCACAGCAGAACCAGACUUUGACCAGCUUCUGUUUGCUGAAGAAUCGUACGUCUGAUUCUGACUAGAACCUGGAGCGACACAGAACGACGCGACUUCACUGCUGCUUCCAACCUGAGAAUAAAUUAGUUAUGAUACUCACCACCUUAAAAACGACUGCUUUCAGUGUUUCAUUAGAUACUUUCUGCCUCAGUCUAACAGCACCUGAAAUUAAAUUGUUUGCUGUGGUUGAACAAACAGAAUUAGGUACAUUUUAAACUUUGCCUAGAGCUUUUUGCCAUUAAGGGAAUGUGUGUUUUUUUUUUUUGCUCAAAUGUCCUCAAGGCUGGAUUUACACACGCAGAAGGAAUACUACUUUAUAACCUUUUUAUAUUGAAAUAAGUUUGUCACAGUCUAAACACAAGGAUUGUCUUUUUAACUUUAUCAGGCCAAAGUUGAAACCUGCCAAUAAAACUACCUGGUGUUGCCUUCUUACGUUAUGAACAAGUAGAAUCUCAUUAUUGACUAAUGAUUAAUAUUGUAUUGCCUGAUAGGUAAAUUGAGCUCUAAACUUGUUGUUUGGUUUAACUUGGUGAUUUCUGCUCUCAGCGUUAUGUUUGGACAUAUUAAACAGAUUGUAGGUAACUUACUGACUCCUACAAAGCGUGUUUAUAUGCAAUUGUUUUGAGUAUUUUACAGGAUGUAACAUUUUAUUCUAAGACAUUUCCAAGCUAAAGCUACAGUUAAGAGAUUGUUAACCCUGGUUAUCUGAGUUUUGAUGCUUAAUAAAGCCGAUCACUGUGCUACUUUACGUUUAACGCUAUACAAGUGUCACAAAUAAAACAAUUAACGCCCAGUAUUUGCUUAUGAACAUAAUUUAGGACAUUAUGGGAUUCUACAUUGUUGGCAGGUAGUGUAAAUGCAGCCUGGGUACACACUGUGACAUUGGAUAAUGAUUAUAGUUUUAAUUCAGGACAAUCUCUUCAUGUUACAGCUUCACUUAAAGAAAUACAUUGAGUUUUGUAGAUUAAGUAAAAGGUGAUAAUUCACUAUUUAUGCUUUUAAUGGAAACUUCCUUAAAAACUUUGUGCUAUUUUCUGUCUUUACUGACAUUUGUGCUGCUUUUUGCCGACUGUAGAUUCUACAGAGGUAUUGGAAUAUCAUUAUUUAACUUUUCUAGAUGACACAGAUUAAGUUUUGCUCACUCUCUGCUCUUUAAAUAUCUGGGUCAUAUAAGUAUAAACUAUUCUUUUAGUCCUUUUUUUAACACUUCAAACGCUUAAGGCAUUAGCACAUACAUGCAGUAGGUAUGAGUCUUGUUUUCUAUUUGUUGCCAACAAUGUGGUUUUCACACAAGCCUGUAUUGAUUUCAGUUCAUCACAUUCUGUCCCAAUAUUUCUAUGUAAAUAUGAUCCCUUCGGGGGGAGAUGGUACAGUCGUGUUUUUCAAGCUAUUUUAUGCAGCUCUAAACUUUGUUUAAAUAGGUCACAAGACUGUUGCUUUAUUACUACGUUAUGUAAUUGUCUGCUUCCUUUAUAUAAACGUGUUAAUACGCCUACACAUCUGCAUUUUCAAAUAAACUGAAGUGA